This is a messenger RNA of Ceratosolen solmsi marchali, 3813 nucleotides long. Its product is annotated as DNA (cytosine-5)-methyltransferase PliMCI-like. Gene Ontology annotation, molecular function: DNA binding; DNA (cytosine-5-)-methyltransferase activity; chromatin binding. The transcript has 14 exons. Gene Ontology annotation, biological process: negative regulation of gene expression via chromosomal CpG island methylation; DNA methylation-dependent constitutive heterochromatin formation. The record is from RefSeq and is a predicted model, not a curated record. NCBI's taxonomy places the organism in Eukaryota, Metazoa, Arthropoda, Insecta, Hymenoptera, Agaonidae. Gene Ontology annotation, cellular component: nucleus. The coding region runs from base 1 to 3813 and encodes 1270 amino acids.
AUGGUGAGUGUACUGCUAACAUAUUAUUCUAAAUGUGAAAUUUGCAAACAGAAUCUAGAAGAUAAAUAUUUGAAUAUUUAUAAUGGACACCCAAAUAAUGCAGUCGAUGAGCACAUAGCUCUAAUUGAUGAAAAAUUAAGUUUUUGUACUGGACAUAAAAAUAUAAAUCAAACUGGUUUAAGAGCUGCUUAUAAAAUUACUUUAUUCAAUGUAUAUUGUAAAAAUGGUCAUUUAUGUCCAUUUGAUUCAGGGUUGGUUAACAAAGAUAUGGGUAUUUAUAUAUCUGGUUAUUUAAAACCAAUGUAUUGUAAUAAUCAAUCAAGAAUAUCUGAUGCCGUAUCAACUAAAGACAUUGGACCUAUUGUUCAUUGGUUUAUUGCAGAUUUUAUUAGUUGUCAAGAAGUUACUGUAGUUUUAUCUACAUCAUUGGGAGAAUAUUAUUUGAUGCAGCCAUCUACAGAUUAUAAACCAUUUAUGAUAUCAGUUGGAGAAAAAAUAUUUUUAUGUAAAAUUGUUAUUGAAUCCCUUUUAAAUGAUCCAUGUACUAAAUAUGAGGAGUUAUUAAAUAAGUUUAAGGCUAUACCAAUGCCACAGAGUUUUUCAGGAUUUAUAGAAGAUUUUUUAAUAUACAAUGCUCAAUUUAUUUGUGAGCAAAUUGUUUUAUUUGAUGAAGCAGCUACAUCAGAAGAAUCAUUAUUAAUUAAUGCUCCAUGCAUAAAAUUUCUUAUUGACUUAGCAGGUAUAACAAUUCAAAAAGAUUUUAAAAAAACUAAAAUAUAUCCGCAUUCUCAAAAUGAUAAUUGGCUAAGUAAAUUAAGGUGUAAAUAUAAUAAAUUCUCUUCUAUAAAGUUAACUACCACUCAACAAGUGCAGGAUAUUUUGGAAAGCAUUAUUCCAAUCCAACAAAAUAAUAUUUCUAAUAAACGUUUAUUGAAAUGUAAACGUUCUGUUAAAACAUGUAAAAUGUGUUUAAAAAUUGAUUGUGAUGAAUGCUCUGUUUGUAACUUUGAUAAUCCUGGAACUAGCAAUCAAGUUUAUAUUAAUUAUCAAUGUCAAAAAAUGAAAAUUGUAAGUGCAUCUUUGGAUAGUAAUUAUAAGUACUCGACCAAUUCUAAAAGUAUUGGACGCAAAAGUGAACCCAAUAAAAAAAUUCAUAGAAAAUUGAAGAAAAAUAAAAGUAUAAUAAUGACAUGGGUUGGUGAGCCUAUUCUUAGUAGCAAAGGAGAUUUUUAUGAUGCUGUUAUAAUUAAUUCUGAAAUGAUCAAAAGAAAUGAUUAUAUAUUCAUUGAUCCAAUUGAUCCUUCUGUACCUAUGCAAGUAAUUAAAGUUAGAUAUUUGUGGGAAUCAAAAUUAGGAAAUAAAAUGUUACAUGGUACCUGGCUAUGGAGAGGUACUGAAACUAUAUUAGGGGAAAUGUCACUUCCUAGAGAAUUAUUUUUAGUUGAUGAAUGUCAAGAUGUACCGCUUAAAUUUGUACAAUCAAAAGCUAAUGUAGUUAUUCUUCAAUUUUCAAGUAAAAAUAUAGACAAUGAGAGCAUCGCUGGAAUAAUAAAAAAAAAUAAUAAAUCAUUAUUUUGUCAAAAACGUUAUGAUCAUGUUAGUGCAAGAUUUGAAAAUAUUCUGCCAGAUUUAGAAGCUCCACAAGAAAAAGAGCAUUGUUUUUGUUCAACUUGUACACGUAAUUCUUUGACAAAUCAGUAUAAAACACCACAAUUAUUUGAGAAAUUAGAAGAAAUGAGUGAUAGUGUAAAAAUUAAAUUUGGAAUGGUCAAAUAUUUAGGUGAAGAGUUUCGAAUUGGUACUGCAGUUUACCUGAAGCCAAAAACACUUGGUUUUAAAUACUUAAUAAAUAAUAAGAAGUAUUUGCAAAAUUUUAAAAAGAAAAUUAUUGAUGAAAAACAGUAUCCUGAAUUUUAUCGCAAAUUCAAUGACAAAGACAAGAAUUCGAAAUUUGAUAUUCCAGAACCUUUUGAUAUUGGUUAUAUAACAAGCAUAUAUUCUACUAGUAAAUCUAAACUAUUAGCUAGUAUUAAUUUAUAUAUUACGGUAAAGAAAUUGUAUCGACCAGAAAAUACACAUGCCAGUGAAUCGUUGAAAAGAAACUCUGAUAUUAAUAUUCUUUAUUGGAGUGAAGAAGAAUGUGAUGUGCAGUUUCGUUGUGUUAUUGGAAAAUGUUAUUUAACAUAUUUAAAGAAUUUGUAUCACAGCAUUGAAGAAUGGUCAGCAAUGGGACCAAAUCGAUUUUAUUUUGCAGAAAGUUAUGACAGUAAAAAAAAGCAAUUUCUGGAACCCCCAUUGCAGGCACGAAAAAUUGGUAAAAAUAUAAAAACUGAUCGUUAUAUGAAAUCCAGAAAUAAUAAGAUAGAUCAUUCUAAAGUAGUUAUUUAUCCUCAAAUUACUAAAAAAUUAAAAAUUUUAGAUAUUUUUUCUGGAUGUGGAGGUUUAUCCGAAGGUCUCAAACUGUCUGGUGUAGCAGAAAGUCAGUGGGCAGUUGAAAAUGAUGAAGCAGCAGCCAAUGCUUAUCGACUUAAUAAUUUAAAUGCAUUAAUUUUUACUACAGAUUGUAAUACUUUUUUGAAAAAAGUUAUAAAUGGUGAAACAACAUUAGAUGGUCAAAAAUUACCACAAAAAGGUGAAGUCGAUUUAUUAUGUGGAGGACCACCUUAUCAAGAAUUUAAUAGUAUGAAUAGUUUUAAUUCAACAGCUUACUCUUUGUUUACAAAUUCUUUUAUUAUUACAUGUAUUUCAUUUUGUAAUUAUUAUAAGCCCCGAUUUUUUAUAAUGGAAAAUAUAAGAAAUUUUGUAUCGUUUAAAAAAACUACUAUACUCAAGUUGACAUUGAGUUGCCUUGUACAAAUGGGAUAUCAAUGCACAUUUGGAAUACUGCAAGUAGGAAAUUACGGUAUUCCUCAAACUCAAAAAAGGAUGAUAUUAUUAGCUGCAGCUGCUGGUGAAAUACUUCCUAAAUUUCCAAGUCCUCUUCAUGUAUUUAAUAAAUCGACUUCUCAAUUAUAUGUAGAUAUUGAUGAUAAAAAGUACUAUUCAUUAAAAGAAUUACAUAAUUCGGCACCAUAUAGAGCUAUAACUGUUUAUGAUGCUUUAUCUGAUUUACCCAAAAUUGUAAGUGGUAAUGAUGAAGUUGUUAUGCAAUAUAGUAGUAAACCUAUAACUCACUUUCAAAGAAAAAUGAGAAGAAAUACAGGGAAUGAGUUAGUUACAUUAAAUGACCAUAUAUGUAAAUACUUAGGACCAUUAGUGGAAGCACGUAUGAGAUACGUGCCUACCAAAGUAGGAUCAGAUUGGCGUGAUUUACCAAAUAUUUCAGUUCGUUUAAGUGAUGGAUCUUAUAUAGAUAAAUUAAUAUAUAAGUAUAACAAUAAUAAAUCAGAAUUUAUUUCUUCUACUGGAAUAUUACGAGGUGUUUGUACCUGCUGUGAAAAUAAACCUUGUAAUGUAGAAGAUAAACAGGUCAAUACAUUAAUUCCGUGGUGCUUAUCACAUACUGCAAAUGAAAACAAUAAUUGGGCUGGACUUUAUGGUCGCAUCGAAUGGGAUCGUUUUUUUAGUGCAAGUAUAACAAAUCCUGAACCAAUGGGAAAACAGGGUCGUAUUCUUCACCCAGAACAACCACGAGUAGUUAGUGUGCGUGAAUGUGCUAGAUCUCAGGGAUUUUCGGAUAAUUUUCGAUUUUAUGGAAGUAUUCAAGAUAAACAUAAGCAGAUUGGUAAUGCAGUGCCCCCUCCAUUGGGUGCAGCUAUAGGAAAUGAAAUAAGAAAAAGUCUCAGUUUUAAAGAGAUGAAUAUUCUCUAUUAA